AUGGCUGAUCAGAUCUGCUCGAGUUGUCAUGAUACCCUAUGGCUGGCAAUCGAGCCAGAUAGCGACGAAGAAGACAGCAAAGCACCUGCCUCAUCACAUUCGGUUCCUGACGAUGUGGAACUCUCAUGCGGUUGCCACUUCCACUGGGAGUGUUUCUUAGAGGCGUAUGCCAUCACUGAAUGCCCAAACUGUAGCAAGGACAUCUCCUCCGUAAGCUCAUCUGGCCAGCAGCAAGUGGUCUGCACUGUCCGUAACGAAGGCGGGACGCAGCAAGGCUACGAUAUUCUGCCAUCAGCCACCGAGGAGGCGUAUCUGCGAACUUACCCCGAGGAACGACGCGGCCAUGCAUAUCUGGAGUUCUGCCGCGAAGGUGAUCUCGAUGCCAUUAUCCACAUGAUCAAGGACACCGACACCGAGGACGACGAUGGCGAGGCAGCCGACGAAGAGAUCGAGGGGUCGGCCUCGCCAGACGUCGACUUUCUCACGUACAGUGGGACCUUUGAGGGAAUACAAGGCUCGGGAUUGCACGUUGCUAUUCGAUAUGGUCGAGAGGACGUUGCGUGGUUGCUGCUGGCACUCGCAUCGCAACUAGAGUGGUCUAAGUUCCCUCCACCGGUACUUCAAGCGAUGGAGAGCCUUGGACUCAGUCGAGAGGAUAGAGUAGCUGCCACAGAGAUUCGUAGUAUCAACGACUCCGAUGGUCGUUCGCCCAAGCAGUUGGCUGAGGAGGUUGGAGGUCCUUGGAGACUCUGGGUUGAAGCUUGCAGGUUUACAGUAUGA
Cyphellophora attinorum is the source of this 780-nucleotide messenger RNA. RefSeq lists its product as uncharacterized. The transcript has 2 exons. The record is from RefSeq and is a predicted model, not a curated record. Lineage: Eukaryota; Fungi; Ascomycota; Eurotiomycetes; Chaetothyriales; Cyphellophoraceae. The coding region runs from base 1 to 780 and encodes 259 amino acids.